UUUUCCCAGAGUGGAGUGUGUUUGUAGCUGAUGUUGAUUUCCAGCAAGCAGUUGCCGAUUGGCCGUUCCCAGAGCUGGGACACGCUUGGUGGGAAUGAGGGUCAGUGGGACCGCAGUGAGAGCAUUUAUGAGCAACAGGCCAGGAUGGCUGGGCGACGGAAUUCCUUGUCCUAUGGAGGGGAUGCAGGAGGAGGCUGGUAUGAACCGUCCCCUGGCUUGCGUCCACCUGACCUGAAACGGGAGCCAUACUCUUACCAGGAGUCUCUAUAUAACCAAACCUACUUGGAUCGACCAGACCCACGCAGCGCGAGGAAGAGUUCUGUUCCUGAACUCAACAGCCACUAUGACCGGCCACCCAUAGCCCACCGUGGCUCUUUACCGCCACCAGACUAUUAUCAGCAAGAUCCUGGUGUACUCCCUAGGCCACCUGAAGGGUUUUAUCUUGGGGAGCAGCCUCACCCCCUCAAUAGGUCAGCUUCUCAUUAUGGAAUGAUGGGAGGGACUCGGCCACCAUGGGAACAGAACCAAGGUGGGAGGUCUGGUCCUCCUGCUCCUACUCCUGCCCCACUUCCUCCUCCACCCCCUAUCGCUCAUGAAAUGACCCGCAUUUACAGGGAACCUUCCCUUCCUGGUCCCCCACCUGCCACCCCAGUGUCCAAAAUGAUGCCAGAUGGGCAGCGCAUUCCAAGUCGGGCACCUUCUCCUGCUCGCUAUGGUGUAGAGCCAACUUCUCCCCGUUAUUGUGCUGAGCCACCGGCCUCUCUUACUGGCCGCUCAUUAUAUGGCGACAUCAAUGGGAGACCAGUGGAUCCUAAUCAACCUACAGCCACCUGCCUGGUGGUGGAUCCAGCAUCUCAAGGGAUGGACGGGACUUCCAGAGGUAUGAUCAUGCGUCAGGAAAGCCCCUCACCAUACACUAUACAGCAACAGCAAGCACAACAACAAACCCAGCAGCAGUUGCAGCAGCAAGUUCAGCCAGUCCAGCAAAUGCAGCCAGUUCAACAAGCACAGCAAAUGCAGCCAGUUCAGCAAGUGCAGCAAAUGCAGCCAGUUCAGCAAAUGCAACAAAUGCAGCCAGUUCAGCAAGUGCAACAAACGCAGCCAGUUCAGCAAAUGCAACAAAUUCCACCUGGUCAAGAAGUGCAGCAAAUGCCUCCUGUACAUCAAGUGCAGCAAACACAGCCUGCACCAGUUCAGCAGAUGCAACCUGUGGCACCCCCAAAUCCUAUCUAUGAUACUAACCCUCCCUUACCUGCUCCUGCCCCAGCAACUACCCCAAGCACGGCUACUGUCACUGCUCAGUUUCCGCCUCCGCUCCCUACUCAACCUGCUAUACCUGCUCCCCCUCUUACAGCCCCCCAAACUCCAUUGGUUCCUGCGGAUCCUAAGAGGACAGCAGACCCAGAGUUUUUGGCAUUUCUGCGCAAUGAAGGUCUGUCUGAGAGCACUAUCACAUCUCUGCUGCAGCAGGGCUUUGAUUCCACAGCGAUGUUGGCUGUUAUGGAAGAGAAUGAUGUUCGCUCUGUUGCACCAAACCUAGGACAGGCUCGUGUUCUUUCUCGUGUGGCACUCAGCUGCAAACGUCCCCCUGACAUACCUCCUCCCACCCCCCACUCCUCUAGUGCUCCAGUCCGUGGACGGUCUAACAGCUUCAGCCAUCGCAGUGACAUAUAUGUGCACCAGCAACCACCAAUGACUCCAGGUAUAGAGUCUCAGUAUAUGCAGCCACCCCUUAGCACUUUGCAGACCAUGUCACCCAGGAUGGGUGAGGUCAUGAGCCGCAGACCAAGUAGUGCUCCUUCACAGCAGCUUCUGGAGGCAAGCGGUUACCCUGGAGCCAGGACACCAGGGGCUUUCAGUGGUGCCAUGGUCCCUGUCCACCCUCGUCCAAUGUCUGCUUAUGCUCCUCAGGCUGGCCUCCCCAUGCCACCCAUGACUGCGAUGUCCCAGCAAGUAGCCCUUCCAUCACACAUACCAGGAAUGCAACCACACAUUCCUGGCUUGCAACAGCAGAUGCAGACUUUAUCGACAUCAAUUCAUGGUGUGCCGCCGCAGAUUCCAGCUGUAGCUGGAGUGCCGCAGGCAAUGGCUGUGCCAGCUCUGCCACCCCAGCAGGCCCCCAAGGCAUAUUCCACCAACUACACUGUGCCCAUGGAGCUGAUGAAGAGGGAUCGGAGCCUGGCCACAAUGACACCCAUGGCCAACCCACACUCAAGUCCACAGAUAAUGCGGAAGCCUGGGUCAGCACCCCAUGAAAGCACACUGGUACCUGUAGGUGCUGCUAUAACAGGCCAGUGUGCUAGCAUCGACAAUCAGAAGCUUAGCCGGCGCACUGGACCACCAGUUAUCGUCUCUACUAUGGCCUCACCUGACACAAGUAUAAGGCCUCAGAUCAUGAACGGGCCAAUGCAUCCCCGGCCGCUGGUAGCUCUGCUGGAUGGGCGAGACUGUACAGUGGAGAUGCCCAUCCUUAAAGAUCUGGCAACUGUGGCCUUCUGUGAUGCCCAGUCCACGCAGGAGAUACAUGAGAAGGUCCUAAAUGAGGCUGUAGGAGCGAUGAUGUAUCACACUAUUACACUGACCAGAGAGGACCUGGAGAAGUUUAAAGCUCUACGCAUCAUCAUCCGCAUUGGCAGCGGCUACGACAACAUUGACAUAAAGGCUGCCGGAGAGAUGGGCAUUGCAGUGUGUAAUAUCCCAUCAGCAGCCGUAGAGGAGACAGCAGAUUCUACCCUCUGCCACAUCCUUAACCUGUAUCGCAGGAACACAUGGCUGUACCAGGCUCUCCGGGAGGGCUCGCGGGUCCAGAGCGUGGAGCAGAUCAGAGAGCUGGCGUCAGGAGCCGCACGCAUACGAGGAGAAACGCUCGGACUUAUUGGCUUUGGCCGAUCGGGUCAAGCAGUGGCAGUUCGGGCAAAAGCAUUCGGCUUCAACGUGAUCUUUUAUGACCCAUAUCUACAGGACGGUUUAGAACGGUCACUGGGGGUCCAGAGAGUAUAUACCCUCCAGGACCUGCUGUACCAAAGCGACUGUGUAUCUCUACACUGCAACCUGAAUGAACAUAACCACCACCUCAUCAAUGACUUUACCAUCAAACAGAUGCGUCAGGGAGCAUUCCUGGUGAACUGUGCACGAGGGGGGCUGGUGGAUGAGAAGGCCUUGGCUCAGGCCUUGAAGGAAGGUAGAAUUCGGGGAGCUGCCCUGGACGUCCAUGAGUCAGAACCAUUCAGUUUUACCCAGGGUCCACUGAAAGAUGCUCCUAAUCUGAUCUGCACCCCCCACACAGCAUGGUACAGUGAACAGGCCUCACUGGAGAUGCGAGAGGCUGCCGCCACCGAGAUACGAAGAGCCAUCACAGGUCGUAUUCCAGACAGCCUCAGAAACUGUGUAAACAAAGAGUUCUUUGUUGCCACUGCACCGUGGGGAGUAGCAGAGCAGCAGGUGCAUGCAGAGCUUAAUGGUGGUGCAUACAGAGUGGCCCAGCCUCUACCAGCUAUAUCUCCCGGCGGCCUGCAAGACAAAAUGUAUACCUAAACCCAGCCAGGCUUGUUCAGGGUCAGGUGGGCGUGACUCCUGGUGGUGUGGGAGGUCCAGCGGAGGGCACGAAGCUAGCUGGGGCGUCCAGUGCCCACGCCCACUCCCUACUGCCAGUCUCCCAGCCCAGCAGAGCCCCUUCCCCCAGCAAGCCCCACACACACAGCACAGAGAACCCCACACAGAGCCAGAACCACAGCAGGCGCCAGGACUUUUAAUAGUGACUGCUGCUGACCAGCAGAACUGUUACAUCAGCCAGUUAACUCCAGACCAAGGACCAAAAAGACGAGAACUGGCUAGCAGAUGCCGCUAACUACAGCGGGGACGGUUCGAACAUGCUUCACGGAGGUGUUCCUUUCCUCCUUUCUGUUCAAGGGAUUUUAGUUUUUCUGUUCUAUUUUUUUUUCCAGAUGUUUUUUUUCACAAAUGUGUUUUCUUGUGUCUUCUUGUACGACAUAUGUUAAUCCUGUGUGGAUGCAGGUAGGUGAGGUUUUCCAAUCUGGGGUGUAGUUUAGCACAGACUCUGCCCACUUUUCAUCUUUGCGGCUCUGGCUGACUGGUCAGAGUGCUUGAAGGACCUUGGACAUCACCUGCCUUGUCUGACCGAACACAGAAUCUCCUCUAGAUGAAUUUAGUCAGUCAGCCUGUGAUUUUGUAUUCCCUUAUUUUUUUUUCUGUUCCUUUGAAACCAAACAAAUUAGUACUUGUCUUUUUGUUCAGAGUGAUUAGUUAUAACAUUAUACUUUGUAUUUAUGAGCAGAUAACAUGGGGGAUGACAGAAAAAGUUGUCUGUAGCGACUAUGAUAACCUUUGGCAUGACCCUUAGCCCUCUCCUGACUUGGCCUUUUGACCACCUGACCUUAGUUAAAUAUCUAAGCGCACAAGUCCAUCGACCACCAGCUCUAACAUUAGCACUCUUAAAAGUGCUUCAGCACAGUAUUAAUUUUUACAUACAUGUCAAUAGUUUUUCAAGCAAAUUAGGCAUGUCAGGAUUUUCCCACACAUAUUGCAUUUAAUGUUAGAAUUUAAACUCACCUUUUAUUUUGUGUUUGAGUACUUUAAGACAAUAGAUGGCAGCUUACAAAGAAAGGGUCCGGAGCCAAGAGCCACCCCUCUCAGGAAACAUUUAUACAUUUUUUGUCUUCAAAGUCUAUGAACCAAGAACCAACAAUCAUUUGUCUCGUCACUUUCUCCCCCAGUUCCCACACAGUUCUCUCUUUGUGUGUUCAUUUUUUUUUAUAGAUCUGACAUUUAAACUAUUUUGAUGUUGAAUGUAUGGCAGUUAGAUUUGUAUUGCCUAGUUUAAUAUUAUUAUAACUGUAGUCUUCUGUGACCCUUUCUCUGGUCUUCUGUUUGGGUUUUAUGACUGAGAAGGCAGGCCGCCUUGAGCUCAUGUUUUUGUUGCUGAGACAUGUUUUCUUCAGCCCGGAAUACCAUGACGUGUAUCGCAGGACAGUGGGCUUGGUUUUUAUUGUGAGUGUUUGUAUUCGUUUCUUGUACCGAGGCAAAUAUUUAGCUUCCAGAACAGUUCAAAUAAAACAGACAAAGUACCAUUCUGACAUCCA
Colossoma macropomum (tambaqui) is the source of this 5099-nucleotide messenger RNA. It is a transcript of the gene ctbp2a, whose product is annotated as C-terminal binding protein 2a. The transcript has 10 exons. The record is from RefSeq and is a predicted model, not a curated record. Gene Ontology annotation, molecular function: transcription corepressor activity; oxidoreductase activity, acting on the CH-OH group of donors, NAD or NADP as acceptor; NAD binding. Bases 31 to 3534 code for a protein of 1167 amino acids. Lineage: Eukaryota; Metazoa; Chordata; Actinopteri; Characiformes; Serrasalmidae.